CAGCAGCAGCCGAACCAGCAGCAGCAGCAGCGGCAGCAUCAGCCGCAGCAGCAGCAGCAGCAGCUGCAACCUCCCUUCCCCCUCCCCCUCCCCCUCCUCCUCUCCCUCUCCCCCCCCCUCAGCAGCAGCAGCAGCCGAACCAGCAGCAGCAGCAGCAGCGGCAGCAUCAGCCGCAGCAGCAGCAGCAGCAGCAGCAGCUGCACCCUCCCUCCCCCCCUCUCCCUCCUCCUCUUCCUCUCCCCCCCCCUCAGCAGCAGCAGCAGCAGCGGCAGCAGCAGCUGCACCCUCCCUUCCCCCUCCCCCUCCUCCUCUCCCUCCCACCCCCCCCCCCCCCCCCCCCCCUCCCCUGCGGCAGCAGCAGCUGCACCCUCCCUUCCCCCUCUCCCUCCUCCUCUCCCUUUCCCCCCCCUCCUCAGCAGCAGCAGCAGCCGAACCAGCAGCAGCAGCAGCAGCAAGCGGUGGAGUGCAGCAGCAGCAGCAGCAGGAGCAGGAGCAGCACGAGGAGUGCAGCGGCAGCAGCAGCAGCAGCAGCAGCAGCAGCAGCAGCAGCAGCAGCAGCAAUCGACAAGCUGCAGCUUGCUGCAGAUCGUUCGGCCAUCAAUUGGCACUCAUUCGCCGGCAGCAUUCGCCGCGUCCUCCAGGAUGCUUUCGUCGGACCCUACUGUGUCCUUGACGUCCUCCUUCGCCGUGCGCACGCCCUCCAGCCGACAUUACCCAAUCACCCUGGUGAACUCCCUCCUCUCCCCGACCCUCCUGGCUCUCCUCCUUCCGAACCUGAGCUGGUCAGGGCCUCCAUCUCUGACCUUCAAGCUGCCGCCGACACCACCUUCCUCCACAACCGCCGCGAGUACCUCGUUCGCAAGGCCGCUCAUGAGGUUGCUGUGCACAACUUCGAGUUCGCAACGGCAGAGCGUGCCACUCGCCAGGCUUUGCUUGACACCUACAACACGGCCAUGGCACUCCACAUCCCCACCAGCCUCGCCUGGGCCGCUGCCGACAACCGCGCUUGCACCAUCCUCCUUGGUGCACUCCCCGACGCACUCAUGCGUCGUUUUCAAGCCCGUGAAAUGCGAGCCUCCCUAAUCUGGGCUGAGCUCCAGUCAAUGUUUGAGCGUCGCGACAUCAGCUCUGUCGGCGUUCUCCUCCAGGAGUACUUCUCAAUUACCCUUGCUACCUGUGACGGCGCAGUCGACUACGUCGGGCGCAUGCAGGAAGUUGCUGAUCGCCUUGCGGCCCGUCAGUGCGUCCUCCCUGAGCCGCUGCAGAUCCACCGCCUGCUCUUCAACCUCACACCGGACUAUGAGUCCCGUCUGCACGCCUUCACUGAGGCACACCCCCUUGCUGGCCUCGACCCGGUGGUCCAGUGGAUCAUUGAUACGGAGGUCAAGCUCCGCACUCCCAUUGUCAACCUCACCACCCCUCAGUCCUCCUCCUCCCCCUUUCUCAAUGCCACACAGCCGCGCAACCCAGGUGGUCGCAGCGGCGGAGGAGGUGGUCGUGGAGGGGGCGGCGGUGGUGGUGGUGGUCGGGGCGGUGGUGGUGGCCGUGGUGGCCGUGGUGGAGGUGGUGGUGGUGGUGCUGGCAGUACCGCUCCUGGAGGUCCCCCUGGUGCCGGUGGUGCUGUCCUGCAGCACUUCCAGCAGCACCAGCAGCAGCAGCCGCCGCAGUUCCUCCAGCCGCAACAGCAACCUCCGCAGCAGUACUUCCAGCAGCAGCAGCAGCAGCAGCAGCAGCAGCAGCAGCAGCAGCAGCAGCAGCAGCAGCAGCAGCAGCAGUUCCUGCAGCCGCAUGUCUCUGACACUCAGGGCAGUUUCCUCGGUCAUAUUGAUCAGCAGGAGGGGCAGCAGCGGCAGCCGCAGCCGGGGCCGCAGCAGCAGCAGCAGCAGCAGCAGGGGCAGCAGCAGCAGCAGGGGCAGCAGCAGCAGCAGCAGCUGCAGGGGCAGCAGCAGCAGCAGCAGCAGCAGCAGCAGCAGCAGCAGCAGCAGCAGCAGCAGCAGCAGCAGCAGGGGUCGCGGCAACAGCAGCAGCAACAGCAGCAGCACCAGCAGCAGCAGCAGCAGCAGCAGCAGCAGCGGCGCCGAAGCCAUCACCUGCCCUGA
This is a messenger RNA of Closterium sp. Naga37s-1, 2099 nucleotides long. The record is from the annotation of a GenBank genome assembly. Lineage: Eukaryota; Viridiplantae; Streptophyta; Zygnematophyceae; Desmidiales; Closteriaceae.